Molecule: messenger RNA, 177 nt
Organism: Gongylonema pulchrum
Lineage: Eukaryota; Metazoa; Nematoda; Chromadorea; Rhabditida; Gongylonematidae
Source: the annotation of a GenBank genome assembly
CGUUGUGAUACCGAUAUUAAAUUUGGCCAUACGAAUGGCAUGACAUCUGUACUGGUGGAAACUGGAGUGCAUAAUUUGGCUGCAGUAAAAGAGUUUGAACAGUUUGGACGUGAAGAUCUAGUACCAACUUAUUACAUCCAAUCACUCAAAGCGCUCAUUGAUAUGUUGCAAAAAUAA